This is a messenger RNA of Leucoraja erinaceus (little skate), 3196 nucleotides long. It is a transcript of the gene numb, whose product is annotated as NUMB endocytic adaptor protein. Lineage: Eukaryota; Metazoa; Chordata; Chondrichthyes; Rajiformes; Rajidae. The record is from RefSeq and is a predicted model, not a curated record. The transcript is spliced from 12 exons. The coding region runs from base 321 to 2201 and encodes 626 amino acids. Gene Ontology annotation, molecular function: cadherin binding.
CAGUGGCAGGUGAGGCUGCGGCCGGAGUGGACGGGGAACCGGGACUGGGGACAGACGGCGGACGGCGGCGGCUGGAUCUGGAUCUGCCCACUCCGCCACGUCCCUGGCGCUGAAUUACACUUGAGUUUGUUUUCCGCCGGCCGUGCCCACAUGUGCCUGUCGGACGCUGGAGGCGGCUGCGGCGGGUUAACCUAACGCUCGCUCGCUCGCUCGGUCACUGAGUAGAAGAAGAGGACAAAACAUCAGUCGUACACGGUGACCUGACAAUCAGUUGGUGGAAGGAUCAUACUGGAUUUCAAGUAAAGAAAAAAGAAGUCAAAAUGAACAAAUUGAGACAGAGCUUCAGACGUAAGAAAGACAUAUAUGUUCCAGAAUCAAGCCGACCGCACCAGUGGCAGACUGAUGAAGAAGCAGUUCGCAGUGGAAAAUGUAGCUUCCAGGUUAAGUACUUAGGCCAUGUGGAGGUAGAUGAAUCUCGAGGGAUGCAUAUCUGCGAGGAAGCUGUCAAGAAAUUGAAAUCUCAGGAAAGGAAGUUCUUCAAAGCCCUGUUUGGAAAAACUGGAAAGAAGGCAGUUAAGGCCUUGCUGUGGGUAUCAGCCGAUGGACUCCGAGUAGUAGAUGAGAAAACCAAGGACCUGAUAGUUGAUCAAACUAUAGAGAAGGUAUCCUUCUGCGCCCCCGACCGAAACUUUGACAAGGCCUUCUCAUACAUUUGUCGAGAUGGUACGACCAGGCGUUGGAUCUGUCAUUGCUUCUUGGCUAUACGAGAUUCGGGCGAACGCUUAAGCCAUGCUGUGGGCUGUGCGUUUGCAGCGUGCUUGGAAAGGAAGCAGAAGCGUGAGAAGGAAUGCAAUGUCACUGCCACUUUCGAUGCCAAUCGAACCACAUUCACCAGGGAAGGAUCCUUUCGAGUAAUCACAGCCACUGAGCAAGCAGAGCGUGAAGAAAUUAUGAAACAGAUACAGGACACCAAGAAAGUUGAAACGGAGAGAGUGGUGGUAGCUACUUCUGCUGCGUUUCCAGCAGCUCCAUCGAAUUCACCGUCUGCCCCAUCCACUGUGACGGAAAACAAGGAAUCCAGCAACAUCCAUGCCAUACCCAGGAGGCAUGCACCUGUGGAGCAACUUGCCAGGCAGGGAUCUUUCCGAGGGUUCCCAGCGCUGAGCCAAACAACGUCUCCAUUUAAGAGGCAAAUGUCACUUCGAAUAAACGAGUUGCCUUCAACAACACAGCGAAAAACAGAUUUCCAAAUUAAAAGCACAGUGCCUGAAGUUGAAGGUGACUCCGGAGCGGACAUCGACAGUAUAAGUUCCCUGUGCUCCCAGAUAACACAUGCAUUCAGUGGACAAGUGGAGGACCCGUUCUCAUCUGCACCAAUGACCAAACCUAUUGUGGGUGUGGUGGCUUCCCAAGUCGUCAAUGGGGCAUCCUCCACCUUCCCGGCACCUGUAGCAGCACCGGCCAUCUCUCCCACAGUGAUGCCGAUGCGUGACACCAACCCUUGGUCCCAUGUCCCUGCACCAACCAGUGUGGCGACUACAGUUGCUGCAGCAGGCAAUGAUUGGGGCAGCCCUCCCGCUGUGACCACCCAGUUUCAGCCGGGUCACCAGCGCACACCGUCGGAAGCUGACCGCUGGCUUGCGGAGGUGUCCAAGAGCGUUCGGGUGCACCCGUCGCCCCAACCCACGGUCGCACCACCCUUCCAGAGCGGCUUGUACGUCACCCCUCAGCCAGCCUUGGUCAGCGUGGUUCCACCCAUGCAGCCUGCUUUUGUCCCCACUCAGCCUUACUCGCUGCAGGCCAUCAAUGGCAUUCCAUUCCAAGCUCCGAGUCUGCCCGUGGUGGGAAUAACCCCUUCACAGAUGGUCGCCAACGUCUUUGGCACAGCAGGCCAACCUCAGGUCACCCACGCACAGCAGGGUCAGAACAUUGUGGGAAUCGCCGCCAGCCCCAGCCCCUACUUUAAACCCGCCGAGCAGAUUACCCGCAAGCAAAUCAACGGUUCCGCAGUUUUCAAUGAAGCAGAAAGUAGCAAAUGGACAUUGGAAAACAAAAGCAGUGAAAUGGCUGCGGGCAAUCCUGAGGAUGCAUUUGAAGCUCAAUGGAACGCGCUGGAGUACAAGUCAAAGCAGCGGGCCACCCCUUCUCCGACUAAUCCGUUUUCCAGAGAUUUAAAGAAGACUUUUGAGAUUGAACUUUGAGCAAAGUCUCUGGUUUCCUUUGUCGGACGAUUGUGUGUGGAAAGCAUUCAGUGUUGAUAAUGGGCAUGAAGAACUGCUUCAGCAGUCCCUGAGAACCAUUAUAAACAGGGUGCAAAGUUGGACUCAACCAUAUGGCUAAGUUGUUGAAUCAAAGGAGCAUGUCCAUUAUCUGCCUUGGAAAAAAAACGUUUAUGUUGUGGUACAUGUAGGGAUCAGCUGUUGGUUUCUAAACUCUUUCUACCUAUAAUUGUGGGUAUUCUGUGGUGGGACUGCAGGAAGAUGCUGCAAUUCUUGUGUUGGAGCUUCCAAUUUGAAUACAUUGAUGCCAAAAUCUUUAUUUUUAUGCGUUAGUAUAUAUAUUUUAAUAGUAUGGAAAUUGAGCUGUAAGUAAUCUUGCCAAAGGUAAAACACCGAAAGGUUGUACGAAAUGUACAUAUAGAGAGACUGGUUUAUUGCUGAUGCUAAUGUAAGUACUUCAUGUAUUCCAUCUUUUAAACUGAUGUUUGCAGCGGCCUCUUUGUUGUGGGUAGCACACUUGCUUGAACAGAUGACCUGUUAUAAAUCAUUAGUAUGGAGCAGUAUUGCUAUGGUAAAUGUUUAACCAUGUUCAAUCUUGGAUUCUGUUCAGCAAGACUUUGUUUUGUGUUGAUGACAAUUUUCUUGUUCCCUUACUGCCUUGAAUAGAUUUUUAAGAGGCCAGCCAGGUCCGAUUGCCGUAAUGGUAUGAAAAAGAUUUGCACAAUACUGUUGAGCAGGCUCCUUUGUUGGUCCCUUGUGGUACGCUGACCAAUCUCCUAUUGUGGCGAAAUGAGUCAGUUCUUCUGAGUUAAUUACUUUACGCCUCAGUUGAAAAUUCUGCAGAUAUGCUUUCUAGUUUUGUUUUAAUUUUGACUUGCACGAGCCUUACAAUCACUUGUAAUAAAAAUAAAUUUAUACUGGAGAUUUAUAAUCUUUAACAAAUAAAUGGUUGGAAGAGUAACCAUAUUUGAAAAGUG